Messenger RNA from Aspergillus piperis CBS 112811, 1455 nucleotides. RefSeq names its product Zn(II)2Cys6 transcription factor domain-containing protein. The record is from RefSeq and is a predicted model, not a curated record. Gene Ontology annotation, biological process: regulation of DNA-templated transcription. The transcript has 3 exons. Gene Ontology annotation, molecular function: zinc ion binding; DNA-binding transcription factor activity, RNA polymerase II-specific. The coding region runs from base 1 to 1455 and encodes 484 amino acids. Lineage: Eukaryota; Fungi; Ascomycota; Eurotiomycetes; Eurotiales; Aspergillaceae.
AUGAACGAGCAUCCCCAUCCACUGCCUAAAAGCGUCAAAGUCCGCUCCACCUGCAACGCCUGCCAACAAGCCAAGAUCCGUUGCAGCCAUGAGAAGCCAGCCUGUCGUCGGUGUCAGAAACACAACAUCGACUGUGUCUACAGCAUAUCGCGACGGUUAGGGAGGCCAGCGAAGAAGAAAGAUGUCGACGCCGAGAGCGACUAUCGUCGCGAUCGUGAGUUUCUAGAUGGGCCUAGGAAGCAAGAGUCGCGAGCGCGGAACGGUUCCAAGAACAGUAACAGCAAUACCAGCAGUAACAAUAACAGAAAGAAGAAGAUGAAGUCAGAAGACGAGCAAGAGACUGUGUUGGAUGAUACUCUACUGCUACUGGACAAGGCAGGUGGGAGCCAAAGUGUUUUGGACCCUGUUGGUGUGUUAGAUUCGGUUCCAAGUUUACCGGGCGAUUGCUUUUUGGAUCAGGCUACUCCCACAGCUUUGUUCGCGGAUAGUGGCUUCGAUCUAUUUUCCGAUAGCUGGGUGCAAGAGUUCAUUGCCAACCCGCCGGUCGAUCUCGCGCAGGAAGGUUUACUGUUGGAUUCGAUUCAUACCUCGACAAGCUUUAUUCAGGAUACACCGCUUAUCGCAGCCACGACCCUGGAGAAUAUCCAUGGUAUCAUGGAAGCCCCGUCAGAGGCAAAGUAUCUGAAGGAGGACCCCCUGGCUUGGUCGCUGCCAUUCUCCACGAUGGACACGUUCCCAGCCAGACAGAUAGCCACCGAAACUACUGCAUUUGCUCAAGCGAAGAUGACAAAGAGACCAUACCUAUACGGCCUCCCUGCGGGAGAGAUGAAACCUGUGUCAGCCGUUCUAGCGCCGCACGCAUAUCAAUUCCAGUGUCACGAGUACACGAUCCAGGAAUCGUUCAGGCAGAUGUCGAUUGCCAUAAGGAUGGGGCCAUAUAUGUCGAUUGACCACAUUCUUCACUGUCAACGUAUGCUGCUGAAUGUAUCCGAUACCAUUCUCAAAUGUUGCGUCUGCUGCAUCACGAAAAGGGAUAUACUCAUGGUCAUCGUUGUCAAUAUCGACAGUCUGAUGACGAAUCUGGAGGCUAUAACCACAGGGGAAGCCGGGAAUCCACAGAGACUGCUUUAUAAUGGAUAUCAUGAGCAUAUGCUGCCGGAUUGCAAGCAGGAUAUUGCAGGAAAUAUGAGCAGACGGUAUCGGAGUAGUGGACUGCAUUUCAGGAGUCAAAUUGAUGCAUGUCCAUUGGUAGUGGGCAAGUUCUGCGUCCAGUCUGGUGACAAGUUCUUCUGCAUCUUGCAGAUCUUGUACAGUCAAUUAUCGGAUCUGCUGUCAACGGUCAGAAGAAUCACGCUUUAUACGCAAGAAUCGUCCACUCGCAUAUCUCUGACUAACGAGACUGAAAGGCGGUUGGAGGAGGUUAUGUUGCAGAUGAAGAGGAUGACCAGGGUGUAG